Molecule: messenger RNA, 1080 nt
Organism: Eruca vesicaria subsp. sativa (arugula)
Lineage: Eukaryota; Viridiplantae; Streptophyta; Magnoliopsida; Brassicales; Brassicaceae
Source: the annotation of a GenBank genome assembly
AUGAAACAAGCUUCUUCGUCUAGGUUCUGCUACCAUCAAGGCUUCUCAGGCGUUCUCCAAGUGUUUGUUCACAACGCAAGAAACAUCCACAACAUCUGUAUCUACGACAACCAAGACGUCUACGCCAAGUUCUCUCUCACUUACAACCCUGACGACACAAUCUCCACCAGAAUCAUCCACAGAGCUGGAAAGAACCCAGAGUUCAACCAGAAGCUUGUGAUCAAUGUGAACCAGAUCGAUGCUGCAGUUCUCAAAUGUGAGAUCUGGAUGAUGAGCAGAGCCAGACAUUACAUGGAAGAUCAACUUCUUGGUUUCGCUCUUGUCCCAGUCUCAGACAUCAUAGGUCAAGACAGUGUUACUCAAGACUACAGUCUCUCUUCAACUGAUCUCUUCCAUUCACCUGCUGGUACCGUGAAGCUCACGCUUUCCAUCGUCAACCCUACUCUUGUUGCUUCUUCUUCAUCCAAUCCCAAGGUUAACACUUCGAUUUCUUCCGAGGUCGUGUUGCUUAACCCCCAAGUCUCUGAAACUGUGGACUACACGAGGAUUGAGUUCCCUGACAUCAAUGUUGUUAACGAGAACAAACAAAUGGUUACCGAGUACUUCAAUGGAAUGGGUGUCAGGUCUGGGACAGCUUCUUUUCUCUGUCUCGGCUCAACACAUUUGCCAGAGACCGACAUAACAAUGGUGUGCUUGGAAGACAAAGAGGUUCAGGGGAAUGGAAGUUUUAUGGCUUCUUCUUCAACAACAACCAGCUUAAGCGACGACAAGAACACAGCAGAUUCAAACGAGAACGAGAGUAGAGAGGUGGAAAAAGCAUUAAGAAGCAGCAAAGAAGGAGAGGAGAAAAUGAAUGUGGCAACGGAGGAAACAUCGAUGCAGAAACAGAUAGCAGAGAUGUAUAUGAGAAGUAUGCAGCAGUUCACUGAGUCUUUAGCAAAGAUGAAGCUUCCUAUGGAUCACAACAAUAAUAACAACUCUGAAACUCAGAUUCAGAAUCGGAGUAAUAAUAAUGAUAAUGGUACUGAGAAGAAAAAAGAAGGAUCUCGUGUCUUCUAUGGAAGCAGAGCAUUCUUUUAA